AUGGCCAUCACGUUUGGCUCCUUCGAUGGAGUGUGCAGCACUGCUGCUCUCGUCAUUUGCCCAUUGAUGGGUACAUCUGGACAAGGCGUGGAACCUACAUGCUACUCACGCAACGUUCAAAUCGGCCAGACCCUCAUUUUCCAGCCCUCAACAUGUUUUGUUCAUAUCGUCGCAAUAAUCAUGACCGCAAUCAUGAUCUAUCAUAUUCGCUCAAAGUACACCGCGGUUGGACGCAAAGAGAUCGUGAUGUUCUUUUGGUUGUACAUGGUCAUCGAGCUUCUCGCAAUGUUCCUAGACUCGGGAAUUAUACCGACUGCAAACGUCAGCUAUCCCUGGUUUGCUGCAGUCUAUACAGGUCUAGUAGCAACCGCCUACUGCUGUCUGCUUAUCAACGGCUUCGUUGGAUUCCAAUUCGCUGAAGACGGAACGCCUCUUUCCCUUUGGUUCCUUCGGAUAUCCUGCUUCGCCGUCUUCGGAGCAUCAUUCUUCAUCUCUAUCGCCACUUUCAAAUCUUUUGUUUCAUUCUCUCCUUCGAAACCGACCGGGCUCUUCGUCAUUUACCUCAUCUGGCCCAUCCUUUGUGUCGCCACAUAUACCAUCUCGCAACUCAUUCUAGUAUUCCGGACUCUUGACGACCGCUGGCCUCUCGGUGACAUCAUCUUCGGAAUCGCAUUCUACGCGAUCGCUCAAGUUCUCCUGUUCGCUUUCAGCGUCACCAUAUGUAAUGCCAUCAAGCAUUACUUGGACGGCCUCUUCUUCUUCACCCUGUGUGUCCUGUUGAGUGUGAUGAUGGUAUACAAAUACUGGGAUAGUAUCACGCGUGAAGACCUCGAGUUCUCCGUCGGAUCCAAAGCUGCGGUCUGGGAAGUCAAGGACCCGCUUCUCACGGCUUCUGUUACGACCCCUGGUGGAGACUACGAGGAGGACACAUCAAGCUACCACGCUGGCGCUGCGAGCCUUGUAGGCGGCGUUAGUGGCACGCAAUAUUACGGCGGGAAGCCAACGUAUGGUGGUGCCCAGGGUGGUUACGGCCAAGGAGGCUAUGGCGGUGCGAGAAGGGCCUACCCACCAACAUCUGAAGGCUAUUGA
Molecule: messenger RNA, 1089 nt
Organism: Suillus clintonianus
Lineage: Eukaryota; Fungi; Basidiomycota; Agaricomycetes; Boletales; Suillaceae
Product: chitin synthase III catalytic subunit-domain-containing protein
Exons: 4
Coding region: 1-1089 (362 amino acids)
Biological process (GO): protein folding
Cellular component (GO): endoplasmic reticulum membrane
Source: RefSeq, a predicted model, not a curated record